CGGGGCAGGGGCGGGGAAGGGCGGAGCGCUCUCCGGCCCGGGAGCGGUUCCGGGUCGGGAAGGCGGGAUCUGCGGCGGCACCGGGGACCGCGGAACGGCGGCGACAUGCGGUUCCGCUUCUGCGGGGACCUGGACUGCCCCGACUGGGUGCUGGCCGAGAUCAGCACCCUGGCGAAAAUCUCCUCGGUGAAGCUGAAGCUGAUCUGCGCCCAGGUGCUGCGGGACCUCCUGGGGGAGCCCAUGGAGUAUGAGAAGAUCCUGAAGCUGACCUCAGAUGCAAAGUUAGAGUCAGGGGACGUGAAGGCGACCAUCGCUGUCCUCGGCUUCAUUCUCUCCAGUGCAGCCAAGCACAAUGUAGACAGCGAGUCCCUGUCAAGUGAGCUGCAGCAGCUGGGGCUGCCCAAAGAGCAUGCCAGCGGGUUGUGUCGUUCCUAUGAGGAGAAGCAGAGCUCCCUCCAGGACAGCCUCAGGGCCUGUAGCCUGCGAUUGAGCCAGCUGGGCUUGGUGCGCUGGCGGGUGGAUUACACCCUCAGCUCCAGCGAGCUGCAGGAGGUCAACGAGCCCCUGGUGCAUUUGACAUUCAACGUGCAGAACAGGGAGUGUGGGAGAACGACGGCUGUCUCCAUGACCGUCUCGGCUGACAAGUUCCGGGUGCUGCUGGCAGAGCUGAAGCAAGCCCAGACCCUGAUGAACACCCUUCUCUGAGGAGCCAGCCUCCCAUGGUGGGAGUCACGGACACCGAGUUGCUGGGUCGGAUCUGGUGCUUCUGGCUGGGAAGGGGGAUUUUUCCCUGCUCUCCUGGCUUCUGGGGACCCUGGGGGUAGCUUCAAUAAAGUCCCAGUGACAAAGCCGAGCCGUGU
This is a messenger RNA of Neopelma chrysocephalum (saffron-crested tyrant-manakin), 860 nucleotides long. RefSeq names its product COMM domain containing 4 (gene COMMD4). Bases 106 to 705 code for a protein of 199 amino acids. NCBI's taxonomy places the organism in Eukaryota, Metazoa, Chordata, Aves, Passeriformes, Pipridae. The transcript has 8 exons. The record is from RefSeq and is a predicted model, not a curated record.